Molecule: messenger RNA, 3392 nt
Organism: Micropterus salmoides (largemouth bass)
Lineage: Eukaryota; Metazoa; Chordata; Actinopteri; Centrarchiformes; Centrarchidae
Gene: themis2
Product: thymocyte selection associated family member 2
Exons: 6
Coding region: 59-2221 (720 amino acids)
Biological process (GO): T cell receptor signaling pathway
Source: RefSeq, a predicted model, not a curated record
GCUCUUGUCACUUUCUGUCUGCCUUCAUUUUUGAUCGCAGCACACUCAGGCAGCAGUGAUGGCAGGCACGAUUGCUUUGCCUCUUCAGCAAUUCAUUGCAUCAUUGGACAACACUUGUCUGCCAAAAAUUCUACAGGUUUGCUCUGGAGUGUAUUUCCAAGGGUCUAUAUAUGAAAUUUCUGGGAGUGAAGUGUGCUUUUCUACUGGGGAUCUAAUAAAGGUUAUAGGCAUCGAGCUCCUAUCAGUUUGCUGUGAAGACAUCAGCAACAAUGAGAAAUUUGAGCUGCCCAUUAACCACACAGGCUUGUUCAAGGUUGUUCCAGAGGAAAUGCCGUAUAGUACAAUUGAGGAGAUGGUGAGCCUGAGGCCUGUGGGCCUGGAAUCAAGCCUCCCCUUCACUUUCACCAGCCACUCCAAGAUGAACUUUGGCAAUUUCACACUGGGGGCUGGGAGAGCUUUGACUGUGCUCUCCAUUGAGCGGCAUGAGGGCGAGGAGGAUCUGGUGCGCUGCCUCGUACGAGGACAGCAGGAAGCCUCUGCAGAAGUGUUUAUCCCACUAUCCUCUCAAGGGGAGUUCUUUGAGUGUGAGAGCGAGGAGUGCUUCACUCUGCAGGAGAUCAUGUCCUCAGUCUGCCUGCGUAGUCGAAGGUUUCGCUUCAUCAACACCACUAAGUGUCAACGGCCCCUUGUCCUCAGUCCAAUAUACCAGGUCCAAGCCAUCAUGAACAUGCGGAAGAAUGUGUUGAAGUUUCCGUCCAGCUUAGAGGUGGAUGUGGUUGAUGUCACUGACCUGUGUAAGGAUGUGAACUUUGUGAGCCCGCUCAGUCUGACAGAGGUUCAUUCCCAGCCAGAUGAAUCCUUCCCUGCGGUAGUGGAGAUAUUGGAAGGCCCAGAGACCCGCUCUCUGUUCAAGUGCAGCUGGCUGCCAGAACUUAACCAGAGUAGCCACCUGGUUUUCCACAAUACAGGAACCUCAGCCAUGAUUUUAUUAUCCAGCCCAAAGAGCCGAAAGGUACAGCAGUACUUUCUGGUAUCUCAUCAAUAUGGUGGACGAUUUCGUAGGCGGCCAAGAGAGUUUAAUUCAGUGUACGAGCUGUAUGUUGCUUCAAUCCAGGCACCUGGCCUGAAGGUCAGUGUAACAAGGAACAGUGAGGAAGUCGAGGAGGAGGGCCUGCCUGACCUCAGUGUGGGGGAACAGCUGGAGGUCAUUCGCUGCGAAAGGAUGGAGUUGCCUUGUGAAAGCAGCAAGGGACAGAAGCAGUCUGUCGAGGCUCUUUUGUGUCAGCGUCUCCAAGAGCCGGAUGAUGGGGAUGAUGAUGAAGAGGAGGUCAAGCAGGAGGAGGAGAGGGAGGAGAUAUUUCUGCCUCUGUACAUGCAGGGUCACUUCGUUGAGGUAUUGAGUGAUAACAAGAAGUACAGACUCAGGGACUUAGGUAAAGAGUUUAGUUUGCCGCUGGAUGUUAAAGUGGUGAGUCGUGAUACUGAACUCGAGACUGAUCCACUAUUUGGGUUUGCAUGUCUAAGGAUAGAGGGGGCUAUGUUAGAGCCCACCAUCCAGGCAAGCUUUCCACAGAGUCCAGACCACUGUUUCGAGAUCCCAAUCCAGUGGCUUUCUAUGUCCGUCUCGUUUACCAAGGACCCCCUCCCAUGGCCCAGUGGUCAACCACCUAAGUUCCACGUGGACAGGGUUACUGAGGUGACAGACACGUUCUUUUAUGAAUUUCGCAAACAGGGGAACUCCGGUGAAGCUCCUCCACCCCGACCACCAAAGCGAAAUCUGUCAUCAUCAAAGUCUAGCAAAAAACCAUCAACAACGUCAAAGAAAUCAUCCAAGGCAGACAAGACUAAACAUCGAGCAGAGAAAAGCGUCCCAGCCAAAGAGCUAGCCAAUUUGACUCUGGAUAGCAAAAGAAGGCCCCCAGCUCCACCCCCUCCAGCUAUCUUAGAUGAUCAGCCUCCCCCAGUUGCACCCCGGAAGCAGUCAGCUAUAGUGACAACAGGCAAGGCUCUGCCAAACACUUACGUAGAAAGGGAAGAGUCUAAGAAAAAAGAAGAAAAAAGAAAGAAAAAGAAAAAAGUGCCGGUGUGCAACGUCACAGCACAUGUGAAGAGCGACCAGGACUAUGACACUGUGGAUGACAGCGACCAUGACUAUGAAACCGUGGACGAGACCUUGCUGGCAGUUGUGAAGAAAGCACAAGAGGAUGCCGUGUUCUACUAAAAACAACCUGUCCAUGAAAUCCGAAAUAUUGUGCUGAAAAUAACUGGUUUAAUAUAAUCUGUUAAAUACAGUACUGAAAUAGAUUCAGUGGAGCUUUUGGUGACUAGUGACACAGUAGAGAAUCGUUUUGAUAAAUGGUUUCACUGGCGAUCUACAAGCAUGCAUAUUUGGUUUUGUGGACACUUAAUAGCAAAUGUUUGCCCACACAAAUAUUUGAUGUUGUGACACCAUCCUCCGGUGUAUCAGAAAACACAACACCCCUGGCUCUGAUGUGGUCAGCGAAACUCUUCAGGUGGCUGUAGCUGUGUUGUGUACAGCAUACCAUCCUCACACUUUGAUUGAACCAAUACUACCUUUGUAGUAUUUAUUGUUGUAGUAUUUGUUGAAAUAUGAUAUUGUAUCUGUUGUUGUUCAAACUUGUCAGCAAAUAGUUUAUCCAACUAUAUAGUAGUUUUGGAUGCAAUACCAAUAUAUUGUGCAAUACUAAGCAGUAACUGUAGUGUCCAUCCUAGAACAAAACAGCUACAACAUAUAAUACAGUCAGACUUGAAUCAUUACUGUGUUGUCUCAAGACAAUUUAUAAGCUUCACAGAGGUAGUUAUGGGUUACAUUUGAUUGUACAGGCAUUUAAAGUAUGUGUCAAACUCAAACUCAUAGGGUAUAUAUGCAAACUCUAAACAGAGAGGGCUCUGACAAGUCCUUGCUGGGAGGCAAGUCUUAACCACAAAGAUGACAAAAUGGCAACUCUGCAGCUUCUCACAAGGCCAUGGGUUCCAGUGCUAUUGAUAGCAGCUCUCCCAGCCGUCACUGCAAACUACUGAUCAGAGUACAAGAAUGUGCUGCUUAUUGUAUCCAAUCCACUUUUAAUUUUUUUUUUUUAAUUGAAAGGACUCAUUGGUGGACUUGUUUUUUUCCCCCAAUUAUAGACGGUACCUAGAACAUUUUCAUGUAGGUUUUGCAGCUUCUUUUUCCCCUAAUGGGUCUUCCUCAUUGAAAGACUCACUGCCAAAGACAACGAAAUAAUAUAGAAGUUCAUAUUUUGUUUUCAUUCCUUUUAAGGUAGAAACCAUUGUAUUAAUAACAUUCUGUAUAUUAUUUGUCUGAAAUUGAAUUUUGUACUACGGACAAAAUUAUAUAAAUUACAUAAAAAGUGGCUUGAGAAUGCACUUUA